Molecule: messenger RNA, 513 nt
Organism: Knipowitschia caucasica
Lineage: Eukaryota; Metazoa; Chordata; Actinopteri; Gobiiformes; Gobiidae
Source: the annotation of a GenBank genome assembly
AUGCUGCAGUACCACCCCGGGCCUGUGGGGGUGGACCCUGACAUGCUGCAGUACCACCCCGGGCCUGUGGGGGUGGACCCUGACCUGCUGCAGUACCACCCCGGGCCUGUGGGGGUGGACCCUGACAUGCUGCAGUACCACCCCGGGCCUGUGGGGGUGGACCCUGACAUGCUGCAGUACCACCCCGGGCCUGUGGGGGUGGACCCUGACAUGCUGCAGUACCACCCCAGGCCUGUGGGGGUGGACCCUGACAUGCUGCAGUACCACCCCGGGCCUGUGGGGGUGGACCCUGACAUGCUGCAGUACCACCCCGGGCCUGUGGGGGUGGACCCUGACAUGCUGCAGUACCACCCCAGGCCUGUGGGGGUGGACCCUGACAUGCUGCAGUACCACCCCGGGCCUGUGGGGGUGGACCCUGACAUGCUGCAGUACCACCCCGGGCCUGUGGGGGUGGACCCUGACAUGCUGCAGUACCACCCCGGGCCUGUGGGGGUGGACCCAGAAGAAGAAUAA